AUGUCUGAGGGGGGUGAGGGGGUUACCGGUGCCUCCAGAGUGGGGUCCAAGAGAGCAGGGGUCCGGGCUGUGGUGGCGCUGAUCGGACUGCUCUACCGCUCCAGACAACACAGAGAGAGGGAGAGAGAGCGGAAGAGAGAGGGGGAGAGGGAGGACGAGUGGUGGGUAAACUCAACUCUUCAUUUCAUGAAGGCGGUGUGUGAGGAUGGGAGUGUGUGGGGAAAGUGUGUGUGUGCUUCUGAUGAGUUGUGAUCUGUGGAAGCAUGUGUGUGUUUCGUGUUUGACAAUGAAUGUGGCAGUGAUUUUUAUUAGUAAGAGAGUAUUUAGUGUCUUUACUGUAUUUUAACUAUGUUUAUAGUGUAGUUGAAUUGGGUCGUCGGUGUCUGUUGGAACUAUGGUAUAGAUGGUGUGAAUGGACAGCGGAAGCAUAGAUUCAGUGCAGAAUGAAAGAGUAUGUUAUAGCAGUAAGACAGAAGUGUGUAUGCAUGCCAGUGUCUCUUGCACAUGUCUUACACUUGUGCAUGUCUGUGUGUAUGUGGAAGAGUGCACGUUUGUUUGUGUGUCUGUGUGUAGUGAUGUAAAAUACUUGAAAUAACUACUUAAGUCGUUUUUUGGGUGUCUGUACUUUACUUUACUAUUUAUAUUUGGACAACUUUUACUUUUACUUCACUACAUUCCUAAAGAAAAUGUUUUCCCUGACACCCAAAAGUAAUCGUUACAUUUAGAAUGCUCAUGCAGGACAGCAAUAUGGUCCAGUUCACGCAACCUAUCAAUAUAACAUGAUGUCAUCCCUACUGCCUCUGACCUGGCAGACUCACUAAACACAAAAACUGUGUUUGUAAAUGAUGUCUGAGUGUUUUAGUGUGCCCCUGUCUGUCUGUAAAUAAAAAAAUAAAAUACAAAAAUUGUUUCGUGUGGUUUGCUUAACAUAAAGAUUUUGAUUUAUAGCAUUUACUUUUUACUUUUAUUCAAGUAUGACAGUUUAGUACUUUUUCCACCACUGUGUGGGAUUUGAGUGUGUGUGUGUGUGUGUGUGUGUUAGUCCCCUAUAAUAGAUUAAGUGUUGCUGUCUCUUUAAUAAUAAUAAGUCCAGUGAAGAAUCUAUACAGUCUAUUUGCAGAGAAAGAGCUUAUGAGGGAUUGGCCUGGUAUUUAUAGAGAACAGAUCAUUUCUCUCUCUUUCUCUCUCUCUCUCUCUCUCUCUCUUUCUCUCUCUCUCUCGCUCUCUUUCUCUUUGAAUGUCGCUUUCCCCUCUCUCUCUUUUCUCACUGUGAUGAUGAUAACAAUGGUCAAACUAGGACAUAUUUAAUUUCUGUGUCACACAGAUGUUUAGUACAUAAUGAUUGUUGUGUGUGUUUGUAAUAGCGAGAGAUUGACAGAGAGGGAGAAAGAGGAGCGUUUUAAAGGUGUAUGGUAGGAGUGAUAACAGCUUUGUUGUUGCUGUUGUUUGUUUCAGGAAGCAGGAGAGAGAGCUGCUGACCAUCUCUAACGUUCCCCUAGCAGACUGCCCCCCCUCUCCCCCGCGCACCGCACCCCCCACCAUGAAGGUAACACACACACACUCACGCGCAUGCGCACACACACACGCACACAUACACAAAGAAACACGCACGCACGCACACACGCACGCAUACACAUAGAAAAACGCACGCACACACACACACACACACACACACACACACACACACACACACACACACACAAACACACACACACAUACACAUAGAAACACUCACACACACAGGUAUAGAGAAUGGAGGAGAGAGAACCAGUUUCCAAUGGACUAUCUGACCAACCCCAGCAGGUAGUAUGACGUUUUGAAUGUGUACACUUAUGUAAAUGUGUAUCCAUUAUCGGCAUGGCGUUCUCGACCAUUGAUUUCUUGUGCCACAGUAUGCUGUAUGUGAUGAUUGUGUGAGAGAGUGAUGGUAAAUGUGUGUUGGGUUCUGUGUGUGUGUGUGAAAUCAACACUCCUAGGUAUAGGCAUUCAUAGAAACAAACGUUACUGCUGUACAGAUCCUAUGUCUGUGUGUAAUGUAGGAGUUGGCUGUUGUUCAGCUGAACAUUUUCAACAAUGUACAGAUUGAAUGCAGCCGAGUAGGGCUAUAUUAAGGCUAUAUCUAAGCAAUAAGGCCCGAGGAGGUGUGGUAUAUAGCCAAUAUACCACGGCUAAGUGCCUGGACACAGCCAUUAGCCAUGGGAUAUUGGCCAUAUACCGCAAACCCCCGAGGUGCCUUAUGGCUAUUAUAAACUGGUUACCAACGUAAUUAGAACAGUAAAAAAAAAAAAAUAACAACAUUGUAACCAGUUUAUAAUAGCAAUAAGGCACCUCAGGGGUUUGUGAUAUAUGGCCAAUAUACAACGGUAAAGGGCUGCAUUGCAUCAUGCGUAAGAACAGCCUUUAGCCGUGGUAUAUUGGCCAUAUAACACAGCUCCUUGGGCAUUAUUGCUUAAAUUUAACACGGCUUUCAGCCAAUCAGCAUUCAGGGCGCAAACCACACAGUUUAUAAUAGCUGUCAGAGUACAGCCUACAGUCAGGGUCUAGUUCAGUGAAGUGCAGGGUCAUCAGAGUCCGGCCUGGGAGGGAGUGAUGUGCCUUUGCUGCUUCUGCAGCCAGAGAUACUGGAUAUAAUGACGAGAUGCUUGUGUCUCCACCCUAACAAUUGGAUUCGAUGUCCACAGAGUGGAAUGGCGGGCUGUCAAGCUCCCGCCUACUACUCUCUUUGGAUUGGUGGAUACAUCUCGUUAUUUUGCAUCUAGAAAUGUGCAUCCUGUAGCACUAACUCCAAAAUGGAGAAUGGAGAAUAAGAGCACCUCCUCCCAGCUGCCCACUGCACUGAGGCUAGGAAACACUGUCACCACCGAUAAAUCUACGAUAAUCGAGAAUUUCAAUAAGCAUUUUGCUACGGCUGGCCAUGCUUUCCACCUGGCUACCCCUACCCCGGCCAGCUGCAACUUGCCCAUGCCCCCCCCCCCCGCUUCUCCUUCAUCCAAAUUCAGAUAGCUGAUGUUCUGAAAGAGCUGCAAAAUCUGGACCCCUACAAAUCAGCUGGGCUAGACAAUCUGGACCCUUUCUUUCUAAAAUUAGCCGCUGAAAUUGUAGCAACCCCUAUUACUAGCCUGUUCAACCUCUCUUUCGUAUCAUCUGAGAUCCCCAGAGAUUGGAAAGCUGCCGCGGUCAUCCCCCUCUUCAAAGGGGGUGACACUCUAGAUCCAAACUGUUACAGACCUAUAUCCAUCCUGCCCUGCCUAUCGAAAGUAUUUGAAAGCCAAGUUAACAAACAGAUCACCGUCCAUUUCGAAUCCCACCGUACCUUCUCUGCUAUGCAAUCUGGUUUCCGAGCUGGUCAUGGGUGCACCUCAGCCACGCUAAAGGUCCUAAACGAUAUUAUAUACCGCGAUCGAUAAAAGACAGUACUGUGCAGCUGUCUUCAUCAACCUGGCCAAGGCUUUCGACUCUGUCAAUCACCGCAUUCUUAUUGGCAGACUAAAUAGCCUUCGUUUCUCAAAUGACUGCCUCGCCUGGUUCACCAACUACUUCUCAGAUAGAGUUCAAUGUGUCAAAUCGGAGGGCCUGUUGUCUGGACUUCUGGCAGUCUCUAUGGGGGUGCCACAGGGUUCAAUUCUCGGGCCAACUCUAUUCUCUGUGUAUAUCAAUGAUGUCGCUCUUGCUGCUGGUGACUCUCAGAUCCACCUCUAUGCAGACAACACCAUUUUGUAUACAUCUGGCCCUUCAUUGGACACUGUGUUAACAAACCUCCAAACGAGCUUCAAUGCCAUACAACACUCGUUCCAUAGCCUCCAACUGCUCUUAAACACUAGUAAAACUAAAUGUAUGCUCUUCAAUCGAAUGCUGCUUGCACCCGCCUGCCCGACUAGAAUCACUACUCUCGAUGGGUCUGACUUAGAAUAUGUGGACAACUACAAAUACCUAGGUGUCUGGUUAGACCGUAAACUCUCCUUCCAGACUCACAUUAAGCAUCUCCAAUCCAAAGUUAAAUCUAGAAUCUGCUUCCUAUUUCGCAACAAAGCCUCCUUCACUCAUGCUGCCAAACAUGCCCUCGUGAAACUGACUAUCCUACCGAUCCUUGACUUUGGCGAUGUCAUUUACAAAAUAGCCUCCAACACUCUACUCAGCAAAUUGGAUGUAGUCUAUCACAGUGCCAUCUGUUUUGUCACCAAAGCCCCAUAUACUACCCACCAUUGUGACCUGUACGCUCUCGUUGGCUGGCCCUCACUACAUAUUCGUCGCCAAACCCACUGGCUCCAGGUCAUCUAUAAAUCACUUCUAGGCAAAUCCCCGUCUUAUCUUAGCUCAUUGGUCACCAUAGCAACACCCACCCGUAGUAUGCGCUCCAGCAGGUAUAUCUCACUGGUCAUCCCCAAAUCCAACACCUCCUUUGGUCGCCAUUCCUUCCAGUUCUCUGCUGCUAAUGACUGGAACGAACUGCAAAAAUCUCUGAAGCUGGAGACUCUUAUCUCCCUCACUAACUUUAAGCAUCAGUUGUCAGAGCAGCUUACCGAUCACUGCACCUGUACACAGCCCAUCUGUAAUUAGCCCACCCAACUACCUCAUCCCCAUAUUGUUAUUUAUUUUGCUCAUUUGUACCCCAGUAUCUCUAUUUGCACAUCAUCUUCUGCACAUCUAUCAUUCCAGUGUUAAUACUAAUAUUGUAAUUAUUUUGCACUAUGGCCUAUUUAUUGCCUUACCUCCAAAACGUACUACAUUUGCACACACUGUAUAUAUAUUUUCUAUUGUGUUAAUGACUGUAUUUGUUUUAUCCCAUGUGUAACUCUGUGUUGUUGUUUUUAUCGCACUGCUUUGCUUUAUCUUGGCCAGGUCACAGUUGUAAAUGAGAACUUGUUCUCAACUGGCUUACCUGGUUAAAUAAAGGUGGAAAAAAUACAAAACACUUUUUGGAAUAUUCUAUGAGGGGUGUUGACGUAUUACAUUGAGAGUGAGAUGCUAUGCUAGCCUCAUGAAUACGCAUAGAUCAUCUUGAAUUUCAACAGGGACAACUCCGAUAUAAAGUGUUUUUUCUCACCUGCAUCACACUUAUAUAAGUACACUCGUAACAACCUAAUCAUUACCAAACGUCUGCUCGAUCAAAUAAGCCUCACGUGUCAAAAUAACAACAUCUUGACUAAAUUCAACACUCUCUCAUUGCCCCCCAUACAAAAACUCCUCACUUGGCAGUCUACCAAGUUAUUUUCACUUGGAAAGAUUUUGCAAUGAGUAAAACCUCUCACUCCGCCUCUUCCUCUCCGCUGCAGCUCAGUCAGGACCAGGAAGUGAUGUGAGAGAAGGCGAUGUCAGAGAAAUGGCCCAAAAAAUGAUUUUUAAAAAGAGUGAGAAAGAAGUUACUGAGACUGUGCAUCUCUCUCUCUCUCUCUCUCUCUCUCUCUCUCUCUCUCUCUCUCUCUCUCUCUCUCUCUCUCUUUCUCUCUCUCCAGUCUGCCCAUUUCUUUGACAUGAUGGAGAAAAUGGAGGUAAGCAUGGAACUCCUGUCGUCUGUGUCUGUCUGAUUAAUAACCCAGAAUCCUCCAGGUGACAACCGAACUGAUGAUAAGGUCAUGGGUCAAAGGUUACCAUGAGGUCAUCAGGGGGUUCAUGACCUUGGACACUUCCCAGAAUGCAUUGAGUCAGUCAUUAUAUAUAGCAACAAGGUUUCAGAACCACUCAUUCUACACUCUUACUACUAUGCUUUUAAUAUUCUCUUAUUUGUGCUUUCUAACUCCUACAACCCUUAUUCUCAUAAAUUACAACUCCAAACAUCUCACCCUCAUAAAUAUCCAACAUCCUUUCCCUAAACCUCUAUCCCUUACAUCCUAACCCCCUGCCUCCAAAUCCCACCAUACCCACCUACCCAACCCCCCAACCCUCUGCCUCUGACCUCUAACAUCUACCCCAUACAUUGCACGUAUAACCCCUAACCCCCCUAAGCAGGUACCAGAGGUAGCAGAGAAAACAGUGGCUGGUCCUCAGAGACUGAAGGUGUGGACAGCAUGUCUGUCUGUCCUCAUAUCCAUCCGUUCACUGAAUAUACUGUAUAUAGUGGAAAUAUACCCAUAGUCAUUCAUACCCUCUUUAUUUACAAACUCAUGUUCUGUGUUGUCAUGAAUUCAUUUCGGCAGUCUUUAUCUCAUUCACCCCUGAUUUGACAAGUCAAGUGAAAUUCAUUUGCGCUUUUAGUUCAGACAGUAAUGCAUGUGAGUUUGCUUGUCUUUGUGGUGUAAAAACAUAAAGCACUAAUUUAUUCAUACUACAUUUUUACAAGAGAAAGACAAAAAACACCUCAUGGUCAUAUUUAUUUUGUGUCGAGCUCGUCUUGUCCUUUGUGUUAGCUGCUUUUCAAAUCUUUGUACAGAGUACUGUGUGUGUGUGUGUGUGUGUGUGUGUGUGUGUGUGUGUGUGUGUGUGUGUGUGUGUGUGUGUGUGUUGUAUGUAGAGCAGAACCUGAUUCCACUCUCUCUUACAGGAUGACUACAUCCCAUACCCCAGGAUAGAGGAGGUACGUCAGCAAACUGAUAACAUGCAGACACACUGACACACUGACACACACACACACACACACACACAAAUUGUUGUUUGUCCCUCCCCAGGUGCUGGAAAGGGGUGGUCCGUACCCCCAGGUGAUCCUGCCGGAGUUUGGGGGAUACUGGAUCGAGGACCCUGACGCCCUCGUCCCCCCAACCCCUUCUCUGUGUGACAGGGGGGACGACGGAGGGGGAGGAGAAGGGGAAGAGGGGGACGCUGCCCAAGUGGGUUAUGGGUACCGGCUGGAGAGUAACGACGCAGCACGUGCCUACAGGAAGCACUUCCUGGGCAAGGUCAGUGCCAUGGCAACACAUCACAUUACCUUUUUCUCUGACCUGUAACAUGUCAAUAAUUGAAAUACUGUGCUGCCUAAAGUGCAUCUCGAAUCGCACCCUAUGCCCUAUAUGCAUUCAGAAAGUUUUCACACCACUUGACUUUUUCCACAUUUUGUUGUGUUACAAAGUGAGAUUAAAAUUGAUUUAAUUGUCAUUUUUUGUCAACGAUCUACACAAAAGCCUGUAAUGUUGGAAGUGGAAUAGAAAUUCUAACAUUUGUAAAAAAAAAAAAAAAAAAUGAUUAUCUUGAUUAGAUAUUUAUUCAACCACUGAGUCAAUAUAAUCACCUUUCACACCUGGACUGUGCAGCAUUUGGCCUUUAUUCUUUUCAACAUUCUUCAAGCUUGGUUGUUGAUAAUUGCUAGACAACCAUUUUCUUGCCAUAGAUUUUCAUGCAGAUUUAAGUCAAAACUCUAACUCGGCCACUCACUUUAUUCUGGGUAAGCAACUCCAGUGUAGAUUUGGCCUUGCGUUUUAGGUUAUAGUCCUGCUGAAAGGUAAAUUCAUCUCCCAGUGUCUGGUGGAAAGCAGACUGAACAAGGUUUUCCAUCGUUUUGACUGUGCUUAGCUCAAUUCAGUUUAUUUUUCAUCCUUAAAAACUCCCCAGUCCUUAACGAUUACAAGCAUACCCAUAACAUGAUGCAGCCACCACUAUGCUUGAAAAUAUGGACAGUGGUACUCAGUAAUGUGUUGUAUUGGAUUUGCCCCAAACAUAACACUUUGUAUUCAGGACAAAAAGUGAAUUGCUUUGCCACAUUUUAUGCAGUAUUACUUUAGUGCCUUGUUGCAAACAGGAUGCAUGUUUUGGAAUAUUUGUAUUAUGUACAGGCUUCCUUCUUUUCAGUCUGUCAAGUAGGUUAGUAUUGUGGAGUAACUACAAUGUUGUUGAUCCAUCCUCAGUUUUCUCCUAUCACUGCCAUUAAACUCUGUAACUGUUUUAAUGUCCCCAUUGGCCUCAUGGUGAAAUCACUGAGUGGUUUCCUUCCUCUCCAACAACUGAGUUAGGAAGGACGCCUGUUUUUUUGUAGUGACUGGAUGUAUUGAUACACCAUCCAAAGUGUAAUUAAUAACUUCACCAUACUUAAAGGGAUAUUCAAUGUCUGCUUUUUCUUAUUUUUACCCAUCUACAAAUAGGUGCCCUUCUUUGUGAGGCAUUGGAAAACCUCCCUAGUAUUUGUGGUUGAAUCUGUGUUUGAAAUUCACUGCUCGGCUGAGGGACCUUACAGAUAAUUGUAUGUGUGGGGUACAGAGAUGAGAUAGUCAUUACAAAAUCAUGUUAAACACUAUUACGGCACACAGAGUGAGUCCAUGCAACUUAUUAUUGUCACGAUCGUCUUGAAGCGAAGUAGACCAAUGCGCAGCGUGUUGAGCGAACAUGAUACUUUAUUAUAUUAAAGCACAAAACCAAAACAAUAAACGACUCGUGAAGUCCACGGUGACAAAGACCGACAAGGAACAAAAACCCACAAACACAAAGUGAAACACAGACAGUUAAAUAUGGCUCCCAAUCAGAGACAACCAGCACACAGCUGACACUCGUUGCCUUGAUUGGAGUCACUCAGUCAAACAUAGAAAAUGACGAACUAGAACACCCAACAUAGAAACAGAACACAUAGAAUGAACACACCCUGGCUCAACAUAUAGAGUCCCAGAGCCAGGGUGUGACAGUACCCCCCCCUAAAGGCGCGAACUGCGACCGCGCCUAAAUACGAGCAAAACAGGGGAGGGCUGGGUGGGCAUUCCUCCUCGGUGGCGGCUCCGGCUCCGGGCUUGCCCACCACCCUCCAACAAACCCCUCAUAGCGCCCCUGGUCCGGUCUGGCCCCGCUGGCUGGAGCUGGACUGGACGUAGCAGGAGCGGUAGGCUUCAGCUCCUUAGUGGAGCAGUUGAGCGGUACCUGAAUUGGCACCGAUGACCCAGGCACGGGUUGUGCCGGACUGACGACUCGCACCCCUGGCUUGGUGCGAGUGGCAGGAACGAGCCGGGCCGGGCUGGCGACGCGCACCGUAGACUUGGUGCGAGUGGCAGGAACAGGCCGGACCGGGCUGGCGACGCGCACCGUAGACUUGGUGCGUGGAGCAGGGACAGGCCGGGCCGGGCUGGCGACGCACCCCGUAGGCUUGGUGCGUGGAGCAGGGACAGGCCGGGCUGGGCUGGCGACGCACACCGUAGGCUCGGUGCGUGGAGCAGGAACAGGCCGGACUGGGCUGGCGAUGCACACCGUAGGCUUGGUACGUGGAGCAGGGACAUGCCGGGCCGGGCUGGCGACGCACCCCGUAGGCUUGGUGCGUGGAGCAGGGACAGGCCGGACCGGGCUGGCGACGCACACCGUAGGCUUGGUGCGUGGAGCAGGAACAGGCCGGGCUGGGCUGGCGACGCACACCGUAGGCUUGGUGCGUGGAGCAGGGACAGGCCGGGCCGGGCUGGCGACGCACCCCGUAGGCUUGGUGCGUGGAGCAGGGACAGGCCGGGCUGGGCUGGCGACGCACACCGUAGGCUUGGUGCGUGGAGCAGGGACAGGCCGGACUGGGCUGGCGACGCACACCGUAGGCUUGGUGCGAGUGGCAGGAACAGGCCGGGCCGGGCUGGCAACGCACCCCGUAGCCUUGGUGCGUGGAGCAGGGACAGGCCGGGCUGGGCUGGCGACGCACACCGUAGGCUUGGUGCGUGGAGCAGCAACUGGCCGGACUGGGCUGGCGACGCACACCGUAGGCUUGGUGCGAGUGGCAGGAACAGGUCGGGCCGGGCUGGCGACGCACACCGUAGGCUUGGUGCGAGGGGCAGGAACAUGCCGGGCUGGGCUGGCGGCGUGCACCUUACACUUAGUACGGGAAGCAGGAACGGGCCGGACCGGACUGGUGACGCACACCACUUGCUUGGUGUGAGGAGCGGGACUGGGUUUCGUCAUAACCCCCCGCUCCCUCAGCUGCCUACCGAGUUCCUCUCGCCGUGCCUCAUUUCUCACCCUUUCCCUUAUCGCCUCCAAAUGCUCCAUCCUCUGCAACACUACCUCCUGCUCCCUCGUCGUCCCUGCCGUGUGCCCCCCCCUAAAAUUUUUUUGGGGUUGCCUCUCGCCUGUCCGACGUUGACCCUGCUGACGCCGCUGCUCCUCUCUCCGUCGCCUCUCCACCGUCUCACUCCAUGGCCGGCGAUCCAUCCCGGCCAGGAUCUCCUCCCAGGUCCAGGACCCUUUCCCGUCUAAUAUCUCCUCCCAUGACCAGGCUGCCUGCUCCUGGACACGCUGCUUGGUCCUGGAUUUGUGGGUUUUUCUGUCACGAUCGUCUUGAAGCGAAGUAGACCAAUGCGCAGCGUGUUGAGCGAACAUGAUACUUUAUUAUAUUAAAGCACAAAACCAAAACAAUAAACGACUCGUGAAGUCCACGGUGACAAAGACCGACAAGGAACAAAAACCCACAAACACAAAGUGAAACACUGACAGUUAAAUAUGGCUCCCAAUCAGAGACAACCAGCACACAGCUGACACUCGUUGCCUCUGAUUGGGAGUCACUCAGUCAAACAUAGAAAAUGACGAACUAGAAACACCCAACAUAGAAACAGAACACAUAGAAUGAUCACACCCUGGCUCAACAUAUAGAGUCCCAGAGCCAGGGUGUGACAAUUAUGUGACUUGUUAAGCAAAUAUUUACUCCUAAACUUAUUUAGGCUUGCCAUAACAAAGUGGUUGAAUACUUAUUGACUCAAGACAAUUAUGAAAAACAUAAUUCCACUUUGACAUUAUAGGGUACUGUGUGUAGGCCAGUGACAACAAAUGUAAAUGUAAUCCAUUUAAAAUUCUGGCUGUAACACAACAAAAUGUGUGAAUACUUUCUGAAGGCACUGUAGUGCCCUACUUUUGACCAGAGCCCUAUGGGUCUUAUACUUUCUGGCAAUGUAUCACAUUUUGACCAUUCUGUCUGACUUUGUAGAGUAUAAACACUUUCACUGUCCUAUUCUUUCAGUGUUACAUACUUUUUUUGAUUGUCUGUCUGUCUCCUAUAAACGCUGUCCUAUUCCCUCUCUAUGUGAUAGGAGCACUUGAAUUUUUACUGCGUGGCCAGUAGUCAUGGCAACCUCAUUAUGUCUGUGAAACACGAGGAAGUGAAGGGUCAGGAGUAUCUACACGUCAUCCUCAGGUAAGAACACAACACACCUUAACACACCUGACCACUCCUUAACACAACUGACCAUUACACACCGUUUGUGACUGCCCACACUUAACAUGAGUAAGAAAUACAUACACAAGUUUUAAAAAAUAAAAUAAAAAUAUUUAUAUAUUUGUCACAUGCGCCAAAACGACAGGUGUAGACCUUACUGUGAAAUGCUUACUUACAAGCCCUUAACCAACAAUGCAGUUUUAAGAAAAAUAUAUACUAAAUAAAUUAAAGUAAAAAAAUAAAAGAGCAACAAUAAAAUAACAAUAACGAGGCUAUAUACAGGGGGUACCGGUACCGAGUCAAUGGGCGGGGGUACAGGUUAGUCAAGGUAAUUGAGGUAAUAUGUACAUGCAGGUAGGGGUAAAGUGACUAUGCAUAGAUAAUAAACAGCGAGUAGCAGCAGCAUAAAAAAAGGGGGGGAAGGGAGGAGCAAUGCAAAUAGUCCGGGUAGCCAUUUGAUUAGCUGUUCAGCAGUCGUAUGGCUUGGGGAUAGAAACUGUUAAGAAGCCUUUUGGAUCUAGACUUGGCACUCCGGUACCGCUUGCCGUGCGGUAGCAGAGAGAACAGUCUAUGACUAAGGUGGCUGGAGUCUUUUCGCAAUUUAUAGGGCUUUCCUCUGACACCGCCUGGUAUAGAGGUGCUGGAUGGCAGGAAGCUUGGCCUCAGUGAUGCUUGGCCUCUGUAGCGCCUUGCGGUCGGAGGCCAAGCAGUUGCCAUACCAGGCGGUGAUGCAACCAGUCAGAAUGCUCUCGAUGGUGCAGCUGUAGAACCUUUUGAGAAUCUGAGGACUCAUGCCAAAUCUUUUCAGUCUCCUGAGGGCAAAUAGGUGUUGUCAUGCCCUCUUCACGACUGGUGUGUUUGGACCAUGAUAGUUUGUUGGUGAUGUGGACACCAAGGAACUUGAAGCUCUCAACCUGCUUCACUACAGCCCCGUCGAUGAGAAUGGGGGCGUGCUUGGUCCUCCUUUUCCUGUAGUCCAUGAUCAUCUCCUUUGUCUUGAUCACGUUGAGGGAGAGGUUGUUGUCCUGGCACCACACUGCCAGGUCUCUGACCUCCUCCCUACAGGCUGUCUCAUCGUUGUUGGUGAUCAGGCCUACCACCGGUUUCGUCUGCAAACUUAAUGAUGGUGUUGGAGUCGUGCUUAGCUACGCAGUCAUGGGUGAACAUGGAGUACAGGAGGGGACUAAGCACGCAACCCUGAGAGGCCCCCUUGUUGAGGAUGAGCGUGGCGGAUGUGUUGUUGCCUACCCUUACCACCUGGUGGCGGCCCGUCAGGAAGUCCAGGAUCCAGUUGCAGAGGGAGGUGUUUAGUCCCAGGGUCCUUAGCUUAGUGAUGAGCUUUGAGGGCACUAUGGUGUUUAACACUGAGCUGUAGUCAAUGAACAGCAUUCUCACGUAGGUGUUCCUUUUGUCCAGGUGGGAAAGGGCAGUGUUGAGUGCAAUAGAGAUUGCAUCGUCUGUGGAUCUGUUGGGGCGGUAUGCAAAUUGGAGUGGUCUAGGGUUUCUGGGAUGAUGGUGUUGAUGUGAGCCAUGACCAGCCUUUCAAAGCACUUCAUGGCUACAGAUGUGAGUGCUACGGGUUGGUAGUCAUUUAGGCAGGUUACGUUGGUGUUCUUGGGCACAGGGACUAUGGUGGUCUGCUUGAAACAUGUAGGUAUUACAGACUCGGCCAGGGACAGGUUGAAAAUGUCAAUGAAGACACUUGUCACUUGGUCAGUGCACGCUCAGAGUACACGUCCUGGUAAUCUAUCUGGCCCUGCGGCCUUGUGAAUGUUGACCUGUUUAAAGGUCUUACUCACAUCAGCUACGGCGAACGUGAUCACACAGUCGUCCGGAACAGCGGGUGCGCUCAUGUAUGCUUCAGUGUUGCUUGCCUCGAAGUCGCAUAGAAGUCAUUUAGCUCGUCUGGUAGGCUUGUGUCACUGGGCAGCUCGCGGCUGGGCUUCCCUUUGUAGUCCAUAAUAGUUUGCAAGCCCUGCCACAUCGACGAGCGUCGGAGCCGGUAUAGUAGGAUUCAAUCUUAGUCCUGUAUUGAUGCUUUGCCUGUUUGAUGGUUUGUCUGAGGGCAUAGCGGGAUUUCUUAUUAUUUCCGGGUUAGAGUCCCGCUCCUUGAAUGUGGCAGCUCUACCCUUUAGCUCAGUGAGGAUGUUGCAUGUAAUCCAUGGCUUCUGGUUGGGGUAUGUAGUACGUACGGUCACCGUGGGGACAACGUCAUCGAUGCACUUAUUGAUGAAGCCGGUGACUGAUGUGGUAUACUUCUCAAUGCCAUUGGAUGAGUCCCGGAACAUAUUCCAGUCUGUGCUAGCAAAACAGUCCUGUAGCUUAGCAUCUGCGUCAUCUGACCACUUCCGUAUUGAGCGAGUCACUGGUACUUCCUGCUUUAGUUUUUGCUUGUAAGCAGGAAUCAGGAGGAUAGAAUUAUGGUCGGAUUUGCCAAAUGGAGGGCGAGAGAGAGCUUUGUACGCAUCUCUGUGUGUGUAGUAAAGGCUGUCUAGAGGUUUUUUUCCUCUGGUUACACAUGUAACAUGCUGGUAGAAAUGAGGUAAAACGGAUUUACGUUUCCCUGCAUUAAUGUCCCCGGCCACUAGGAGUGCCACCUCUGGAAUAGCAUUUUCUUGUUUGCUUAUGGCUUUAUACAGCUCGUUGAGUGCGGUAUUAGUGCCAGCAUCGGUUUUGUGGUGGUAAAUAGACAGCUACGAAAAAUAUACAUGAAAACUCUCUUGGUAAAUAGUGUGGUCUACAGCUUAUGAGAUACUCUACCACAGGCGAGCAAAACCUUGAGACUUCCUUAAUAUUUGAUUUUGCGCACCAGCUGUUAUUGUCAAAUAGACACAGACCGCCACCCCUUGUCUUACCGGAGGCAUCUGUUCUGUCUUGCCGAUGCAUGGAAAUACCAGCCAACUGUAUAUUAUCCAUGUCGUUGUUCAGCCACGACUCAGUGAAACAUAAGCUAUAAAAAAAUCGUAUGUCCCGUAGUUAGGAUAGUCUUGAAAUGAGCUCAUCCAGUUUAUUCUCCAAUGAUUGCACGUUGGCCAAUAGGACGGAUGGUAGAGGCGGGUUACCCACUUGGAUCUGCGUCCCCUGUAUCGGCGUCUUUUCUUAAUGCGAAUGACGGGGAUUUGGGCCUGGUCUUGUAUCUGGAGUAAAUCAUUCGCGUCCGACUCUUUAAAGAAAAAAUCUUUGUCCAGUUCGAGGUGAGUAAUUGCUGUUCUGAUAUCCAGAAGCUCUUUUCAGUCAUAAGAGACAGUGGCAGAAACAUCAUGUACAAAAUAAGUUAUAAUCAACGUGAAAAAACACACAAAAUAGUACAAUUGGUUAGGAACCCGUAAAACGGCACCAUCUCCUCCAGCGCCAUUAUCAGAGUAUUUGAGAUCAUUUUGAUCUCUAACACUGUCAUUUUCAUCUCUCUCUCUCUCUCCUCUCUCUCUCUCUCUCUCUCUCUCUCUCUCUCUCUCUCUCUGUCAGGUCAAGGAUGAAGACAAUGUAUGAUAGGAUCUCUCUAGCAGAACUUCCUGAGCUGCCUAGUGUCCCUCACCUAGCCAAGGUAACCAAACCACUACACAAUUACUACAGAAACCACAGGGGACCACCAUAUUUUUGGAGGAUUUGGCAAACUAUGAAUAUUGUUGAAUUAUCUCGGUUCAUUGAGAUAAGAUCUAGCUAUGUACAGUGUACAUACCUUCCUAACUAUAUGUUGUGUGCUUCGGUGUGUUCAUAACUUGUUGUGUGUUCAGCUGCUGUGUGAGGAUGCUGUUGGUCUCCGGUUCAGUCCAGUUCUGUAUCCCAAGGUGAGCUCAACUUCAGAUACACACAAAUACACGCAGUGUAUCACAUCAUGACCAAUAACUGCUAUAAGUGAUUACUCUGUGUAUUUACCAGGCCUCCCAGCUUAUAGUAAGCUAUGAUGAACAUGAGGUGAACACCACCUUCAAGUUUGGGGUCAUCUACCAGAGGUUUGGACAGGUGAGUUUUGCUCUGUGUGUGUAUUGGAGUUUAGCUAUGCUGUUUGGGUUUUAAUAAAAAAAACAAUCUCACACUAUUUUCUCUUUCUCAAUGUCUGUCUGUCAGGUUUCGGAGGAGGAGUUGUUUAGAAACAGUGAGGAGACGCCAGCCUUCACUGAGUUCCUCAGUUUACUGGGAGAGACUGUAGACCUACAGGACUUUAAAGGGUAAGAGAGAGAGGGACGGGGUGUUAAAAACAGACAGAGAGAGAGAGAGACAGAGAGGGUUAUAGAACCCAUUGCCCUUUAUGGUUUGGAGGUCUGGGGUCCGCUCACCAAGAAUUUGAAUUCACAAAAUGGGACAAACACCUAAUUGAGACUGCAUGCAGAAUUCUGCAAAAAUAUCCUCUGUGUACAAUGAAAUACACCAAAUAAUGCAUGCAGAGCAGAAUUAGGCCGAUACCCACAAAUGAUCAAAAUCCAGAAAAGAGCCGUUCAAUUCUACAACCACCAAAAAGGUAGUGAUCCCCAAACCUUCCAUAACAAAGCCAUCACCCACAGAGAGAUUAACUUGGAUAAUAGUCUCCUAAGCAAGCUGGUCCUGGGGCUCUGUUCACAAACACAAACAGACCCCACAGCGCCCCAGAACAACAACAACAACAUAAUUAGACCCAACCAAAUAAUUGAGAAAGGCCGCCGUAGGCAGACCUGGCUCUCAAGAGAAGACAGGCUAUGUGCACACUGCCCACAAAAUGAGGUGGAAACUGAGCUGCACUUCCUAACCUCCUGCCAAAUGUAUGACCAUAUUAGAGACACAUAUUUCCCUCAGAUUACAGAGACCCACAAAGAAUUCGAAUAAACAAACCCAAUUUUGAUAAACUCCCAUAUCUUUUGGGUGAAAAACCACAGUGUGCCAUCACAGCAGCAAGAUUUGUGACCUGUUGCCACAAGAAAAGGGCAACCAGUGAAGAACAAACACCAUUGUAAAUACAACCCAUAUUUAUAUUGAUUUAUUUUCCCUUUUGUACUUUAACUAUUUGCACAUCAUUACAACACUGUAUAUAAACAUCAUAUGACAUUUGAAAUGUCUUUAUUUUUUUUUUACUUUUGUAAGUGUAACGUUUACUGUUCAUUUUUAUUGUUCACUUUUAUUUAUCUACUUCACUUGCUUUGGCAAUGUUAGCAUAUGUUUCCCAUGCCAAAAAAGCCCUUAAAUUGAAUUUAAUUGAAUUGAGAGACAGAGAUAUAUAUAUAUAUAUAUAUAUAUAUAAUAGGAAAGAGGGGUGGGGGAGAGACUGAGGAAGAAAGAGAGAGAGAAUGGGGGUUGACGGUGAGAGGUAAAGAAAUGAGAGGUUAAGAAUAACACAGGCUCUAAUCCUAACCCCCUGUUCCUCCUCUCCCUGUCCCUGUAGCUUCCGUGGUGGUCUGGACGUAUGUCAUGGUCAGACAGGUUCACAGUCAGUCUACACAGACUACAGAGAACAGGAGAUCAUGUUCCACAUCUCUACCAAGCUGCCCUACACAGAGGGAGACACGCAACAGGUACACACACACACACACCUAAAAUCCUACACGUAA
Messenger RNA from Coregonus sp. 'balchen', 16545 nucleotides. NCBI's taxonomy places the organism in Eukaryota, Metazoa, Chordata, Actinopteri, Salmoniformes, Salmonidae. The record is from the annotation of a GenBank genome assembly.